Messenger RNA from Oldenlandia corymbosa var. corymbosa, 1455 nucleotides. Lineage: Eukaryota; Viridiplantae; Streptophyta; Magnoliopsida; Gentianales; Rubiaceae. The record is from the annotation of a GenBank genome assembly.
CUCUAGAGUCCAGAUGACCAACUUCCUUGCUCAUCAAGGAUAUUUAAAUGUGCCCUCCAAGAAAACGUUGACGAGUCCUCAUUAAGAAAAACUGAAAAACUUAUAAAAAAAGGACUCCGCAGAGAAAGGGCCCAACAAACCCAAUAUCACUUUAACCAAAAAAGGCCCAAAUUUUAGCCACCGCUAAUAUUUCCGGAAUAAAUCCACCCGCUCUAUUUCCCGGAGAAAAAAUAUCUUCUGCGACAAAUAGGCGCAAACAUUUGUUUUUCGGUCGCUUGGACUCAUACAUUUUAAAACCCUAAUCCUAAAGCCCUAAUCAGAGCUCCGGCUGCAACGAAUUGUUCCUCUUUCCUCGAUCAAUUCGUUCCACCAUCAAACUCCUUCAAGAGCUCGUAUCGAGUUCAGCAGUCUUGUUCGAAUCAUGGCAACUAGGUUGCAGUUUGAGAAUUCUUGCGAAGUUGGGGUUUUUUCUAAGCUGACCAAUGCUUAUUGCUUGGUCGCUAUUGGAGGUUCUGAGAACUUCUACAGUACCUUUGAGGGCGAGUUGGCUGAUAUAAUUCCGGUAGUGAAGACAUCCAUUGGUGGCACUAGGAUAAUUGGAAGAUUAUGUGCCGGGAACAAAAAUGGGCUUCUCUUGCCUCAUACUACAACUGACCAAGAGCUUCAGCAUUUGAGGAAUAGCUUGCCGGAUUCAGUUAUUGUUCAGCGCGUCGAGGAGAGACUUUCUGCUCUGGGUAACUGCAUUGCAUGCAAUGAUCAUGUUGCUCUUACACACACUGAUUUAGAUCGGGAAACUGAGGAAAUGAUUGCCGAUGUUCUUGGAGUGGAAGUUUUUAGGCAGACUAUUGCAGGGAAUAUUUUAGUCGGCAGCUAUUGUGCAUUUUCAAAUAGAGGAGGCUUGGUCCACCCUCAUACCUCCAUCGAGGACCUGGAUGAACUUUCAACGCUCCUACAGGUUCCUCUAGUGGCCGGAACUGUGAACCGUGGAAGUGAUGUAAUAGCUGCUGGCUUGACAGUUAAUGACUGGACAGCAUUUUGCGGAUCUGACACUACUGCCACAGAAUUGUCUGUUAUUGAAAGUGUUUUCAAGUUGAGAGAGGCUCAACCUAGUGCCAUUGUGGAUGAAAUGCGAAAAUCAUUGAUUGAUACCUAUGUCUGAGUUACAAAUUUCCAAGUUGAAAUGCAUCAAGCUGUGUCUGUUCCCUCAUCCCAACUGACAUGCAUGGAGCAGCACAAGGAUAUUUAGCACCUGUUUGCAGUUAAUCUAUGUGUAUCAACCUUCCAUACCCUCUCUUGCACUCUUUUAUCUUAUACAAUUCCUUUUGUAACUUCAGAUAGUUCCCUUUUUCGUUCGUUUCUGAUUUUAUUGGGUUUUCAAAACUGAAGCUUGUGGUAUGAUUUGCUUUCUUAUUCAAGUAAUGAAAAUUUGUGAAGUCUACUAAGUUUACAAUUUUG